GCGCCUGUGGAUACGCGAGCCGCGGUGCAGGGUUGCACGGCGAUCAAGAUAGCCAACGUGUGCCGGAAGUGGAGAUAAGGGAGACGACUUCGUGCAUGGUAGUGAAAGCGGGAUCGCGGGAUCGAUACAGCUGCUUGUGUCAAAACUACCAGCGGCACAAUAUUAUGGGGCUACGUACCGCUGCUGCAGCCGCCUUUAACAGGAUGAGAGAGAGAGAAACGAAAGCAUCAGACCACCAAUGCCAUCCUCGGGCGAGCACAGUUGACGAUGACAAGGACAAAGCAAUUGUAGCCGUUUGCAAUUCUGUCAUUCGUGGACGUCGCGCGAGCCCCGCGGCAUCGCGUCUCUAUAAACUACACAUGGCUGAUCAGGAAACGCAGAAACUUGUGAAACUUGCCCAGGACAUGCGAGCCAGAGCUUACUGCAACUAUAGCAAGGUUCGUGUUGGCGCGGCCCUCCUAUGUGAAGAUGGGACAAUUUUUACAGGAUGCAAUGUGGAGAACGCAAGCUAUGGGCUGACUAUAUGUGCAGAAAGAACAGCGCUAGUAAAAGCAGUGUCAGAAGGUCACAGGACCUUCAAAGCAAUAGCUGUUGCAUCUUCGGCAAAAACAUUGUUGUGCACUCUGCUGCUGCUGAUGGGAGGGUUUCGUCAAAAAGAGCCGAUGAACUGCUACCGUUGUCAUUUGGAGCUUCGGACUUGCCUCCAAAGUGACAUCGUUCCAAUGGCAGUGCACUUUUCAUGGAUUUAAAACAAUCAAGUCAUCUGAAACUGCUGCUCAGGUGUAAACUGUCAUGAAAUUAAAAGUCACCUGCCUUCACUGUUUUUCCUGACAA
Molecule: messenger RNA, 834 nt
Organism: Dermacentor andersoni
Lineage: Eukaryota; Metazoa; Arthropoda; Arachnida; Ixodida; Ixodidae
Source: RefSeq, a predicted model, not a curated record